Molecule: messenger RNA, 1440 nt
Organism: Drosophila montana
Lineage: Eukaryota; Metazoa; Arthropoda; Insecta; Diptera; Drosophilidae
Exons: 2
Coding region: 1-1440 (479 amino acids)
Source: RefSeq, a predicted model, not a curated record
AUGGCCAGCAAGCAGUUGACUCUUCUGAUUUUAUGGCUUUUGAUCGCGUCCAGCUGCCAGCUGAUCCUGGCCCAGACCGAGCCGGAUGCCCAGCAGCUGCAAGCACUUCGGCCUCGGGGUCGUAUACGCAUUGCGGACAUGCAAAUGCCGCAACCGCCGCUGCCCCCACCUCCGCCCAUGCUCGGACCCAUUAGCUGGCCCAGCUAUGAUGCAGUUGCGCCCAUGCCUGCCAGCUCCACGGUACACACGCUCAUUCCGCUGCUGCGUGAAGAGCAGCUCGACAACAAUGCUGCAAUCCCGGCCAUGCCAAGUGAGGCUGUGGUGUACGGUAACUGGAAACCGGAUCAUCAACCACUUCGACCCAGCGAUGAGGAUGCGCAGCCCAAGCAACGCGUCUACGGACGCCUCGAAGCCAUGCUAAUGGGCUUGCCAGCGGAUGCAAACGACAGGCGGGAUUCAUCCAGUGAGGAACAUUCAUCGGAAACGGAGAGACGCACUGCAUCUGGUGGCUAUCAGAACCCCUUCACGCGUCGCGACAGCUUCGAGCAUUCCCAGGAGUCACGCGCUCGCUGGCGCAUACUGCCUGCAAAUAUCCAAGCGCAACCAUCCCAAGCACCGAUCGAAGUGGUGCACAUGAAUGCGUCGGAUCCAUUGAUGCGGGCCAUGGCCAAACAGAUCAACGAGUCCAUUGAGGCAACCACAGCGCAUCGACAGACCACAGAGGACAGCUGGAUGCCGCUGCCCUAUCCGUAUCCUACGCCCAGCUACGAGAGCACGCAGCCAGUGCCAAGAGUGAUGUCUAAGGUAAGCAGCACACCAGCGCCAACGCUUAGCUCUGGCCAUGCCACGGAGUUCACUACAGUGGCGCUCAAUUGGCCCACUGACUUUCUGGACGCCGCCUCGAGCAGCACGGAGCGCAUUUACACAGAUGCCAGCAGCGGCAGCAUCGAUCGCAUCGACCAUGUCGACAGCAUUGAUCGCAUUGACGAGGAUGUGGACGACUAUAAAUACUACGAGGAGAGCUUAAACUCCGCCCAAAUGCACAGCGAGCUGAGCGUGCCGGACACCCUGCUGCCUAAGUUACCACUCAACAUAACACGCGUGGGCAUUCCCUACGAGGAGCGCAACUCAGCCGAGGAACCGAAAAUUUGUGUGCCCCUAACAGUCUCCGAGACGGCCGCGGAAAGCAGCACAGCGCUCCUGGUGGAGGUCGAGCGCGUCUAUUGCUUUCCCUUGCCCAAUGUUCAGAUUAAAACGGGCAACAUACGGCAGCAACAGCUGCCGCAGCCAACGCAGCACGAACAAGAGCACGAGGCAGGUGUCACAUCUAUGACCACGGAGGAGCAGCCGCAACCAGCGCUAACUGCGGCUGCAGGUCGUCAGAGCCACUUGACGCUGCUCCUCAUAAUCAUCUGGAGCAGCCUCUUGGCUUAUUUAUAG